Messenger RNA from Drosophila nasuta, 1457 nucleotides. RefSeq names its product VhaAC45-related protein (gene VhaAC45RP). NCBI's taxonomy places the organism in Eukaryota, Metazoa, Arthropoda, Insecta, Diptera, Drosophilidae. Gene Ontology annotation, molecular function: ATPase activator activity. Gene Ontology annotation, cellular component: proton-transporting V-type ATPase complex. The record is from RefSeq and is a predicted model, not a curated record. The transcript is spliced from 2 exons. The coding region runs from base 100 to 1254 and encodes 384 amino acids.
UCUUGGAUCAUUUUGUCAAAUAGUUUCGAGUGCGGCGCAAACUUUGGCACUUCCUUAACAAUUACAAAUUAAAGAACUCAAAAGUAUAGCGCAUAAAUAAUGCACUUAAUUGCAGUAGGGGUUUUUGUGAGUCUGGUAAUCAGCUGCAGCGCAUCCAUAAGCGGACCGUAUCUCUUUUGGGGUCAUGAAAAAUUGUUCGACUUGCAACCCCAAGCAUUAGUCGAUGCCACAACCAAGGAGCAGCCGCUGACGCAAUUAUUCAAAGAUGCCAAGGCCAUUAUAAUUUUUGUGCGCAACACUACGAGUCGUCUGGAAGGCACCAAAUAUCCCAAGUUCCAGAAUUUGGUGAAGAACAACGCCUGGACAUAUUUGCCGCAACGCAAUCUGGCCGCAGAGCCCUACAGCUUGAAUGCCAACAUCGAGGUCAUAAACCUAACGGGCAACCACGAGGAGGAUGAUGGUGAAUUAAUAACGGGUUUCAAUGAUGCUCUGUCCAUUUAUGGACAUGGCGAAGUAUUGGGCAUUCUAGCCAAUCGCGAGGAGGAGGCACACUUCCUGGCCAAGCGUGAGGCCAAAGAAGACGCCAAAGAGGAGGAGUCAAAUGCAAAUACAACACCCUCAACUCCCGCAGAGACGGUAACCACCUAUAUUUACGUAGCCGAAGGCAACGCGGCACUUAGCUUGAGUGGACCCCCGGAGUUGCAUUUGGGCAACGAAACACUACUGCUGGCGGAGCACAACAAACUGAUUACUUUCGAUGAUCAGCGUACGAAAGGAUUUGGUCGUCUAAGCAUUACCUUCAUGUACAACAGCGAGAAGUAUACGUUGCGCUUCAAGUUUUCGCUGCUGCGUGGCACGUGGCAUCUGCGCAACGUGGAGGUGGAUAGCCGUGAUGCCAAGGGUGUGCUCCCAGCUAGAGGCAAUGAUUACACACUGCCCUCCGCGCCAAUAGGAUUCUCGUUCCGUUGCUCUUCGGAGCAUUUGGUGUUCACCAAUCCCAACACGAAUGAUACUCAGAUCCAACUCAUCCUCAAGAACUAUCAAGUGCAGCCUUGGCUAAAUGGUGCUAAAAAGUUCGGUGAUGUCUACGAUUGUGUUGGCUUCAUUACGGCUCCCAUUUUGGCCGGAUUGCUGGUCACAUUCUUCCUCCUAGGCAUCCUCAGUCUGGGCAUCACUGCCAUGCUAAGCAUGCACACACCGAAUCGUUUCGAGAGCAACCGCAACAAGCAGCUGACUUUUACUGUGCAGGAGUAGAGCGUUAAUUCCUCAACGGCGGGGGUAGUUUUACGUGCCAGUGCUGCAAAAUGUUCUCGUUAAUUACUUACUCGCCUGUUAAUCCUUUAGCACUGCUGACACUGGCCAUCGAGUUGUUUCUCAUACAUUUACUCUUCGUGCUAAUUGUGCUAUAUGUUUAUGUACUAUGGUAUUACUGAUGCUCCAAAUAAAUAUAUACUCAC